Molecule: messenger RNA, 6308 nt
Organism: Bicyclus anynana (squinting bush brown)
Lineage: Eukaryota; Metazoa; Arthropoda; Insecta; Lepidoptera; Nymphalidae
Gene: Rab6
Product: ras-related protein Rab6
Exons: 6
Coding region: 369-998 (209 amino acids)
Molecular function (GO): GTPase activity; GTP binding
Source: RefSeq, a predicted model, not a curated record
UUAGAUGAAGGGUGCGUCUUCGUUCAAGAAUAAAUCAAUUUAGGAUAAAAUUCAUGAGCUUUAUUAGGAAUUUUUGGCGGAAAUAUAAGUUUAUCAUACAAAACUUUGUACACAAACUAACUAAACCAGUCAAUAUUGUGUGGAAAACUCGAUUCAAUAUUUUAAUGAUGUCAUUUUGCUGAGUUGGCUUUCGAAUAGCGACUAGCGCCGUCAGUCUGCCGUAACGUGGCGGCGCUGCGCUCGUGUGCCUCGUCGUGUGUGCCUGCAGCAGGAGUGGUCGAAGAACUGUCAUUGUUCAUGUAGUUUUCUGUGAUAAGAAUUACUGUGAAAUUAUAGUUAAGCGAACUUAAUUUAAUCAUACAAUAACCAUGUCUACGUCGGGUGAAUUCGGUAAUCCCUUGCGCAAGUUUAAGCUCGUAUUCCUGGGCGAACAGAGCGUGGGAAAAACGUCGCUCAUCACUAGGUUCAUGUACGAUAGUUUUGACAAUACUUACCAGGCAACUAUCGGUAUAGACUUCCUCUCGAAGACAAUGUAUCUGGAGGACCGUACAGUGAGACUGCAGCUGUGGGACACGGCGGGACAGGAGCGGUUCCGCUCACUCAUACCUUCCUACAUCAGGGACUCCACCGUUGCAGUAGUUGUCUACGACAUCACCAACGCAAACUCAUUUCACCAGACAUCGAAGUGGAUCGAUGACGUGCGCACGGAGCGCGGCUCUGACGUCAUCAUCAUGCUGGUGGGCAACAAGACGGACCUGUCGGACAAGCGACAGGUCUCCACCGAGGACGGCGACCGCAAGGCCAAGGAGCUCAACGUUAUGUUCAUAGAGACCAGUGCCAAGGCUGGCUAUAAUGUUAAACAGUUAUUCCGACGGGUAGCAGCCGCACUGCCCGGCAUGGAUUCAGCGGAGAGCAAGCCUCCUGAAGACAUGCACGAGGUGAUCCUGCGACAGGCGCCCGGCGACAGCAAGGAGCCCGACAGCGGCUGCGCGUGUUAAUGGCUGUAGCAGCGCUCGCGGCGCUCCCACCCGCUGGCUCGGCGUCACCCGGUCGGUAAUAGCAUAGCUUAGCUAACCAUUACAAUCGCUAAUUGGUUCUGAUAAUCGGAAAUACUCAAUAUGAUCGAUACGAUGCGAACAACAUAUCUUAUGAAGACAACUACAAAUAGGGAUGAUGACAGUUUUUUAAAUAGUAUAUAAAUUAUUAGUUAGUUACCAUCCUACCGGCAAAGACGUACCGCCAAGCGAGUUAGUGUUCCGUUACGAUGUAACGUGGAAACCCAAAGAGGUGUGGCUUUUCAUCCUCCUAACAAUUUAGCCCGCUUCCAUCUUAGAUUGCAUCAUCACUUAACAUCAGAUGAGAUUGUAGUGAAGGGUAAAUAAUAAAGAAAGACAUUUUGUAGAAGUAACAAGGUAUCGUUACUUUCGAGCUACGGGGAUUAAAAAGGUAAUAUUUGCGGCACAGAUCGCUCAAAAACGCCAUUUAUUAGAUGGCACGAAUGACUGACGCCAUUGAUCAUGGUGUUAGAUUUGUAGGGCGGUCAAACACAAUUACAAACAUCUUUGUUAUUUUUGCGUUUAUGUUUAUACCUGGAAUAAUGAAAAAUGUCACAUUGCACGUAAGGUAGCUACAAUAAAUGAUUUUUCAAUUCAUUUUUGAUAAUUUUGAAAAUUGAAAAAUCUUAUUUAUUUUAUAAACAUCAUUAUUUUAGAAACAUUUUAGGAACAACAUUAUUUUUUAUGUAUUAAUUAUUUAAUAUUGACCUUAUUUACCCGAAUGUCUUAUAAAAAUCAGUAUAUUCAAACCUAGUCAUCAUCCCCAUUGUUGACCAAGUAGCACCGAAUUGGAAAUAUCGCUCUCUCUGUCGUUGCGAUAGGACAAAAGAGAGCGACAGUUCCGGUUCGACUGCUCAUAUGUUAUUUUGUCUUCACGAGAUAUGGCCUGUGUUGCACGUUAGGCCACGUGUUUUUAUGAUUCAUAUGCAAUUAUGUAAUUAGACUUUGUAGAAUUUCAAAUAUGCCACUGGUUUACAUCGGUCCAUAGUAAGAAAUUACACCAAUACAAUAUUAAGCCGAUGGCAUACAAUGUGGUAUCCAUUUUCAAGCUGGUAAACCAUCUGAUUGAACGAAAAAUUGUUUAAAAAAGUCGUCUCAGUGAUUCAUAUAAAUUUUAUUAUUCUAUUUUUUAACUGGUGGUGAUUGCAUGGUUAGCUGAACUGUGCUAGAGAUAUACAUUACCGGAUGACACUUCUAGAACUGCCUUAUCUCUAUAAAUGAUAUAGCCUUACCACAAUUAUCUGCAAUAUUGGUUACUUUCAGCUUUACAUGUUUAAAAAUGCAUUGUCAAUCUGUCUUUUUUUAUUCAUUAAAUAUUACGUAUUUUUAUUUCAUUAAAUAUUACGAUUUUCUCAACAAAUAUAAUGUAAACAAAAUGUUUCUUGCUCAAAGUAACCGAUUUUGUUGUACUUUUCAUGUCACUGUUGCUCUGAAUGAAUGAUUAAUGUGUUUCUGCGGCAGCUCUUAAGGUUUGUAGACUUCUCAUAUAGUAUUAUAAUUGAUCUCUCUUACGAUCUCGCAAAUCUCGCUCAGAUUAUGCUACUUCAAUGUUGGUCAACCUUUCCAGCUGAGUUAAAAGUUUUUGUUAAUAUUAAAGGGCAAAGUGCAUGAAUGAAAACUCUUCCGUGUAGGGGUAGUCAGGGAAGGUACGAUAACAGAGAAAAGAGAAGAUGGCGACAGACACAUUGAUUAUGCAUUCGUUGCAUACGUGUCGCUCCCCUGUCGUCUUACACCGCACCCCUUUACCUUAUGGACGAGGAGUGAAGCCCUUUGUUUAUUUUUCGAUUAAUGCGAUGGUAAUCUAAGAAGUUUGAAUUUCAGACCAAAUAGAUUGCACUCUACCCCGAAUAGAAAAAGAUAAUUUUAUUAAAUGCGAGUCUUCGUGUAACUUUCCCUGAUUGUGAACUGAUCCCUAACCCAGUUAUUAAUAUCCAUAAUCAAAGUUUUAUUUGUUUAAAGUUUCUAUGAUCCGAUACUAAUGGAUAAUAGUAUAUACAGCCUAAGUUAUCAAGGAGAGUUUCACGAAUGUUAAUGUCAGUUUCUUACUAGACAACAGUUGUAUAAUGAUAAGAUGUGUUACUUUAUCAAUUGAUAUACUAUUAAUCAUCCAUUCAGAGCGAUCGUUCGGUCUGGCAUAACAUAACUGUGCUUUUGUGUGUUAGCAUUUAAAGUGAUAUUAGAUUUUAAUGUACAUUCAGCAGUUGAAUUGGCACGGUUUGCACAAUCGCUGCCUUUGACUGACCGCACAUCGAGCGUGUCCUGCGCUUAUAUAGCAUAUAGUUCACCCGACGUAGUCUUGUAUAAAAGCUGUGAGCAAUGCUUGGCAUUAGUCUAUCAAUGCUAAACACUCUCAUGGCAAAGAAAAUCGGCAAUUUCAAGGCCAACGCGCUCUUAUAAAAACAUUAUGGUUUACAUUACAGAAUUAUUGUAGUGUAGGACAAUUUACGAUUUAUAAACAAAAAAGUUCUUGGCUAGUGUCCACAAGUCUCUUGAAUGUCUGCACUCUUGGUUCAAUAAUCUCUGUAUUGGCAGAGAGUUUGAGAUUGAGAUCUAAUUUAAUAUCUAAAUAGAGGGACAAAAAAUAUUAAUUGUGUGAUUAAAUUUACCCAAGACGACCAAUUAAAUUAAGUCUAUAAACUUCAAGGGUGUAAAUUCAGCUAAGAUGGAAUGUAAUGGUCUAAAACUCAAUUUAACCUCUAUAAUAAUAGGUUGUAGAAAUUUAGAGAGUUAGCUUUAAUUCCAGCUAAGUUGGGUGAUCUAUAUAGUUUAUUGGUCCCUGAAAAGAUAAAAUAUUCAGGUAACAAUGAAGGUAAGCAUAUAGAGUUAAUGCAACAUGUCGGAGCUGCAAUGUUGUUAACACGAAAGCACGAAUACACUUUGGGAUGUCUUUUUGCUUAUGUGUUGUGGCGAACGUGAAUUCGUUGACUUGUGUACAACUUUAAUGAAAUCCUUAGGACUGUCAAGAUUAUUUUGAAUAUUAAGUUUUCCUUCCAAUAUACUAUUCUUGUUAAAUCAAAAUGCCAAAGCAAAUGUAACACACAUUUGGUUUUUUAAUUACAACACAAAUUUUGAAAAAUUCUGAAGGAAAUAAACUUAAUGUUAAAUAAAGUUCUACAUGAAAUUUUAAGGAAAGUAUUCUAUUUAGUAAAGAAUAGAAGCUACAUAAUUUUCUUUCCUUUCCUCUUAUUAUACAAGAAUUGUGGCUUAUUAAAAAGUGCCAUUAAUGUCUAAAUAGCUCAACUGUUUUGGUCCAUUGGUCAAAGCGAGUUUUAAAACUCGCCCUGACCAAUUUCUUACAUUACAUAAUCUCCCCACUUGAUUGGAGGGAACGAAUUACUUGGACUUUGAAAACAUGGCUUAAAUUUAUAUGUCUUUAAAUUAUUGUAGACAGUAUUUUCGGCAGGAGUCUUUAAAUUACCUACAGUAGAAAUUGUAAUCUUUAACUAUUCUUUUGGUUUUACUCGUUUAACGAAUGUUCCUUUUGCGACAUAGUAAAGCAUAAAUAGUGAGAGGGUGUCACACGAAUUCGAGUAUGCAAGUGUGAAUGCGCCAAGCGUUUAGAAUUAGCGAUAUGUGGAGCUGCUCUAAAGGUCAUCAUUGACUUCCUUCUAACCUCUCCACUCUCCAGUAUGACUUGCCAGCCUUGUCUGACAUCAGCACAUCUAAAUGUCGUCUUUUAGAGGAUGAUUAUACUGGCUUAGUGUCUAUACCAAGAUACCAAUCUGUGCUAGAGUUGUAGAAAGGAAGUCAGUGAUCACCUUAAAAGUGUAUAUAGCGAACGACCGCCGUCGCCUCGUGGUUUUCUAUUGUAUUAUGUAUUAUUUUUAUAUAAAUAUAUUGGUAGAAAUAGGUUUUCCGCUCUUAUUUUGAAAUGAGAAAUAUUUUACAAAGGAGAAAAUUCUGGACACUUCAGUAGGCUUUCACUCACUUUCACUUUAAUUGAGUUGCUAAUAUUUUUAAAUUUAAAUUGAAAAACAAUUGUAUAAUGUCUCUUAGAAUUUGAUAUCAGGUUUUAUAGAAUAUCAAAACGGUCUAUUGACGUCAACUAUGAAAAUUAUCUCUUGUGAAAACAAAAGUUAGUAACAUAAUUGAACAUCGCUCAGAAAUAAAUUACAAACUUCUGAGUCCAUGUCAAUAAAAAGUUACAAUGAUUUGAUUUAACUCGAAGAUGCUUUUUAAAACACUUUGUGACAUACCAAGCGUUUUAACAAGCUUAAUUGAAUAUUAUGUGACGUCACUAACAAUUAGUAUUUUUUUACUGGUUUAGGUUCUAGGCUUUUUUAGUUUGUUUUGUUUCAUCAUUGUAGUUCGCGUUAAAAGCUCAGUUAUAUUAUGUACUUAAGUAGGUACAAUGUGUUAUAAUUGGCUCAAUGUAAUGUAUCUUAAUAUCAUCUUAUGAGAGAGGUGACGCGGUCUAUGUACAUUAGUAUUAUUUAUUUACUUUAGUGCUUAAGAAAAUCUUAUGAUUCUUUAUAAUAUUAUAAUAUCUUUUUUUUAUUAGAUAGUUUUAUAUAUAAACUAUUAAUCAGGUUUAUGUAUAAAUUGACAUUUUUACAGUAAACUUUGUAAUAAUCGAAAAUUUCCAUUCCAGCUUUUAUAUUUAUAAUAAUAUGUAAUUAACAAUAAAGUAAUCAGCAUAAUGACAUAGGAGCAAUAAUAUUUUAUUCAUUAGUUGUUGCCUUGCAUAUCCAAAUAUAUUUCUUACAUUUUAUAAAAUAAUAUGUUGUUUAAGGUUUGUAAUUUUUAAGUGAGAUUUUAUAUAUUAUAAUUUUCGAGAUUUGUUUUUACUUAUGAUUAGAUUUACCAAUUAUCACAAUGUUGAAAGUUCAAUGAUGCACCUGUAUAAAAUGUCUGUAUACUUUAUCGAUCUGAAUUUAAGCAAAUUCCAUCUUAACUGCUUCAAAACGUCCACAGAUCAAAAAUAAUAGGUAUAAUGAUGUACUUGCAAAAAAUAUAUACAAUCUGUCGACUGUCAAUACCGGAAUCAAUCUUAAAUAUCGGUGCAGUGUUGACCGUUCAAAAAAAUUCUUAUGUCAAAAUUAUACUAUAUAAUUGACGCAAAUUUUUGUAUUCUAAACUUUAUAUUUGUGUACAAAAAUGGUGUCAAUUCUUUUGCUGCUCUUGUGUUGACUUGAAGUCGAGUGGAGUCAAGCUUGUACCUUAGAGUGAUAGUUGUAUAGACAUUGUGUCUGCGACUUGUUUGUAAAUACCCGUAUCUCACGCUGAUAUUUUGAAUAAAACUUAAAACACUAA